Molecule: messenger RNA, 1134 nt
Organism: Rotaria socialis
Lineage: Eukaryota; Metazoa; Rotifera; Eurotatoria; Philodinida; Philodinidae
Source: the annotation of a GenBank genome assembly
AUGGCAGACGAACAGCCAAAAUCUACAUAUGUGAUUUUGCCGGAAAAUCCAAUAAAAAACCUAACGGUUGCAGAAAUGUAUGAUAAAGAAAAAUACGACUUAUCAACAAUGGAAGAAGGUGAUGUAUUUACCAUGCUUAAUGCGACAAGAAAUGGUUUAACCGAACAAGAAGUGAACGAACGCUUUCAGAAGUUUGGUCAUAAUCGACUUGAACAUAAAGAAACAAGUGCCAUCAUGCAAUUUCUUCUCUUCAUGUGGAAUCCACUUUCCUGGGUGAUGGAAGCAGCAGCUAUUGUCGCUAUUGUUGCUUCCAACGGUGGUGGACAACCUCCCGAUUGGGAAGACUUUGUUGGAAUCAUUCUUCUUCUUCUUGCUAACUCAAUUAUUGGUUUUGUUGAACAACGUAAUGCUGGCAAUGCUGUUAAAGCGCUCAUGGCAUCAUUAGCACCCGAAGCAAAAGUCAAACGAAAUGGUGAAUGGAAAGUUAUAGACGCAGCUGACCUUGUUCCUGGUGAUAUCAUCAGUGUCAAACUUGGAGAUGUGAUACCAGCUGAUGCACGUUUAGUUGCUGCACAUGGCGGAGUCUCAAUUGAUCAAGCAGCAUUAACGGGCGAAUCACUUCCUGUUAAUAAAGUCGCUGGAGAUGAAAUAUUUUCGGGUUCAACUUGUAAACAAGGCGAGGCAGAAGCGAUCGUUAUUGGCACUGGCCUAAAUACAUUUUUCGGACGAGCCGCUAAAUUAGUUGGAAGCGCUAGUGAUGAAAUCGGUCAUUUACAGACGAUUCUUGCAAAAAUUGGUAAUUUUUGUAUUAUUGGUAUAGUUAUAUUUCUAGUUGCAGAAAUUCUUGUCAUGUAUGCUGGUUUUCGUUACGAAUAUCGACGUGGUAUUAAUAACUUAGGAACAUUUAUUGAAGCAACUGCAAAAUUUUAUACGCCUCUAACAAAACAUUUAUCAACAUCACGGUUUCAUCGUAAUUUCGCUCGAAUGCUCAAAAGUGAAGGUGCCAAUGCUCCAAGAAUCGCUGUGGAUCAUGAUGAGCUUCGACGUUUCUCACUUGUACAGGCUCAUCAUGCGUCCAAGCUGCUCAAUCCAGCGGGUGCAAGUACGAAUCGUAGAACAACAACUGCUGUGUAA